This is a messenger RNA of Eremothecium sinecaudum, 1923 nucleotides long. It is a transcript of the gene HDA2, whose product is annotated as Hda2p. The record is from RefSeq and is a predicted model, not a curated record. The transcript has a single exon. Gene Ontology annotation, cellular component: HDA1 complex. Lineage: Eukaryota; Fungi; Ascomycota; Saccharomycetes; Saccharomycetales; Saccharomycetaceae. Bases 1 to 1923 code for a protein of 640 amino acids.
AUGACUUUAAGGACGCUAAAUUCAAAUGUGUACUACAUUCCUGUAGGGCUGACGGAAUUACAAAAGGACUUAAUAGAAAUCCUUUUAUGCCUUCAUGCAAAAAGUUUUAUUAGGCAGUUUUCUUCCAGUCCAGAUGAUACUUUGUUGAGGUUAGGCGGUGAUGUUGCUGGUAGCAAGGUUAAAAAUGAGAAAAGCGAGUUAAAUCUGACUAUGACUCCAUUGACGCCCGAGCAAAUGAACCACCUUUUGAUUCAGAAUAUAAAGGCUGUUACAAAUCACCCGUUUUUAUUGGUUGAUCAUUAUAUGCCUAGACAGUUCCUUCUUAUGGAACCGGGUGAGAGUCUUAUUUCGACUAGCAAGAAGUUUCAGGUGUUGAAUCAGUUAAUUGAACUAAUAAUCAGAGCGCCUAAUAAGACGAAGCCUGUACAAAUUGCAUUAGUGUCGCACUCGGUGAAGCAGCUGGAUCUUAUAGAGGGCUCUCUUUUGGGGAAGCUUGUGAAACUGAAGCGGCUCUCGGGAACGAGCUUGUUCAACGAAAGACAUACAUACCCUCGGAAAGGCAAUUCUCCCUCAGAUACGAACGGCAGUUCGCCGAACGCUCCCGUUCUAAGAGACAGCCCAGUGAACAAUGUUGAGGGCAAGAACGGUGCUUCCAGUUCGGCAAAUGCGGGAGGCUGGAAGGAUGAUUACAACUACCACCAGAGUAGAAGGCAUAUGAUGGCAGGAAAUAAAAGAAGGGCGGAUGGCGAUCCUGAUGAGAGGGACUGGUUAUUUUUGGCAACCACAACUCACUUGAACAACUGCGAGGACUUAUUUAAUAAUUAUGAUAUCGAUAUUAUCAUCAUUUUGGACCCGCUCUUUAACGAAUCGAUACCAGCGGUCCAAAAGGUCAUCGAUGAGAAGAAACCGGUAUUGGUGAAGAUCCUGGUGCAACACUCGCCAGAUCAUUACAUGCUAGCGAAAGGCGCGCAGCACAGUUGCGAAGAGGCGUAUAUCCAUGAUGCUCUGGUUUAUUUUAUGAAACAUAGGAAUAAAACUGACGAUACGGGUGCAAACGACAGCAUUCUUCUGGAUGUAGUCGCCGCAUUAUUAGAGCCUGAAACUUCCUUUGCUAAGCGUCCUGCGGAGUUAAAAUUAUCAAGCGAUAACCCAGUAGAUAUUGUAGAAUUGCUCACAAAAAGAGCCGGGCUAAUGACUCUGCAUCACACUCCAUACACACUAUCGAUUUGCCACGAGGAGUUCGAUACAAAAACCUACCAAGCAAAGUUGAAGGAACUAAUACUGGCGAGAUUGCACGCCUGCCAAGCUGAAUAUGAGCAUAGACAGGCGAUUAUAGAAGAUAAGCGCAUGAGCGAGACAUGCAGGUUGAAUCACCUAGAUUCGAUAAACGCAGAAGCAGCCGAGAUGUAUAAGGCACUGAAAGAAGGAGAAAAGAAUGUCAAUGAUUCCACAAAACGGGCAGAGAGAGCAAAGGACGAACUUGACAGGUUGGAUCAAAAACACGCUUUACUCGUAGAUCGUAAGCGCCAUCUGCGUGAACUCUUAGAAACAGAAGAUAUCGAGGCCAAAUUAGAGGCUAGUAAGUCAGAACUCAAAGAGCUCUUAGAUAAAAUUGCCCCUCUCGCAGAAGAGAAUAGGAUAAAGAACGAGAAGAAUGACGAGUUACGACUCGAGUAUCAAAACGUGUCCUCAAGUGCCGCAGCCCACUCGCUCGCAACCAAAGCCCUAAAAGAAAAAAAGGAGGCUCUAACAAAAGAGCUCAAUGGCAUAGCUACUAAAUGGAUGGCUAUAUCGGCUAGAGAAGAGAAAGAGAGAUUACAAGAUGAAUUGCAUCAACUAGCUCAGCAACAUUUAUUCCAAGAGAGUUACAUCCAAAGUAUGAAGAAAAAGAUUGUAACAAGGCAUGGUACAACGAAGCACUAG